CUUGUGGUCGUCUGUUUUCUUGGAAUGGCGCUGCAGAUUGUCACGAUUUUUUUCCCUUUUCGGCAACUUACAGCCGUAUUUCCAACGAUUGCCUGGGCCAUUGCCAUCGGGAUACUGGCGAUUGAAAGGCCGAGGGUUGCACCAAUUUCGAUACUUGUCUUACUUACAGGUCUGCUCUUCUCGCAGUUAGUAAUCCUCUCUCAUACAAAGGCCUCUCUGGCUGCCAGAGACCUGCCUUUGGUGAUUGCCCCGGUAUUUGCCUUGUGUGGUAUUUUCACCAUCUUAAACAUGCCAUUACGGGAUCCAAGAUUACAGCGUGAUGAUAUCAGUCCAGCAUUUAGUGCGCCAACAGUCAAGUUGCGAACUCCCGAAGAUAACCUGACCCCUUGGCAGUACAUGACUGUAGCAUGGAUGGAGCCAUUGGUCCAGAGAGGAUCAGGAGGAGCGCUGGAAAAUGACGAGGUAUGGGACCUUGGCUAUGAGUACAAACAUAGUCGACUUCAUAACAAGUUCCGUACGUUGCAAGGAUCGGUCGCGAGUCGAUUGCUCCAAGCGAACGGACUCGAUCUUGUCCGUACAACGACGCUCUCAUUGCUGGACUUGGCUACGAAGCUCUUUACCCCUGUCCUUCUACAACGUUUGCUUGUAUCUAUGAAGGAUCCUGCAUCUCCCAAUAGUGCUACAAUAACGUAUGCGUCACUCUCGCUUGUGCUUCGAUUGAUUUCUGCUCAAUCCGCAGUUUUCAUUCUUUGGUAUAGUAGACGCGCAUAUGAACGUUCAAGAGGAGAAAUGAUCACGAUGCUCUACGAAAAGACGUUGAACAGAAAAAUCAUUGGCGCGAAGCAAAAGUCUGAGACUGCACUAGAUGACCAAUCAAACGCAGGUAUCUCUGGUACCACCAAUGGGAUUUCUGAUGGCCAAGAAGAGGCAACGAAAGCAAAGGAGACUGGGCCCUUUGCAUUAUGGCACAAAUUACGUGCUGUCUUCGGAUCUCAAAGGCAGAAGAAAACACCGGAAGAAGCGGACAAGAAGGGGGCAGCCUCAAUGGGAAAGAUCCUGAACCUAAUGAGAAACGACGUGUAUGAGAUCUCUCAGCGUUUUUGGGAUUUUCCGGAUAUGUUCACGAGGCCUAUUGGCGUAAUCGUCGCCAUCAUUCUUAUCUGGCGAAUGCUCGGUUGGGCAUGCUUGUUAGGUGUUGUUGCCCUGUUCGUAUCACAGCUACUCAACGUCUUGAUCGCCCGCCUUCAGGUCUAUUACGAAAAGAAACGGCGAGCUGCAACCGACGAAAAGCUCCAGAGGAUCACCCAGUUCAUCGAGUCGAUUCGCCACCUUCGCUGGUAUGGAUGGCAAGAGGCAUGGCUGAAGGAUAUAUUCGAGUCGCGACAGAAGGAGUUGCAUCUACGUGUGAUCCAAAUCUUCUUAUCGACGACUCUUGCAUUCAUCCUUCGAUUUGGAUCUGGCUUAUUUCCAGCUGUCUCCUUUUAUGCGUUGACAAUAUUCGCUGGUAAACCACUGAGAGUCGACCUGAUCUUCCCCGCGAUUGAUCUUUUCAACAUGCUGGAGAACGACUUGAGAAAGCUUCCUCAACUCAUCACUGUCCUUUUGAAUGCAUAUGUCGCUAUGGGAAGAGUCGAAGCCUUCAUGCAGGAGCCAGACAAAGAGCAAGCCGAUGUUGUUCCCGAAGGAACGGAUGACCUUAGACUUGAGAAAGCUUCUUUCGCAUGGCCCGGUGUGCCGAAGAAUGUGCUCGAGAACGUUACCCUCUCAUUUCCAAUGGGGCUGACUGUAGUAUAUGGUGAAGUUGGCGCCGGCAAGACAGCAUUACUGCAGGCCCUCUUGGGCGAACUCGACAAGACUGCCGGAGAGUUUACACGUCCGGAGCAAGUAGUCGGCUACUGUGCGCAAACUGCGUGGCUACAGAGUAUGAGCAUUAGAGACAACAUCCUCUUCUCGGCACCAUAUCAAGAGACUCGAUACAGGCAGGUCUUGGAGGCAUGUGCUUUGGUGCCCGACAUGGCUGAAUUUAAGCACGGCGACCUUUCGAACAUAGGAGAAAACGGCAUCGGUCUCUCAGGUGGCCAGAAGGCUCGAGUCGCUUUGGCAAGAGCUGUAUACAGCGAUGCAAAAGUCAUUUUCCUGGACGACCCUCUUUCGGCCUUGGACCAUCAAACAGCAGAGUUCAUUGUCAACAAAUUGCUUGCAGGUCCUUUGAUGCAAGACCGCACAACAGUACUCGUCACUCACCGCACCGAGCUUUGCCAUCGCCUGGCGAAGCAGUGGGUCGAGGUUUCGAAUGGCAAAACGACAGUACACGAGCCGAAUGAAGAAGAAGAGAAUGCACUAGGUCGCACACAUACCCAUGACUCUGCAGUAGACGAGGAAGAACGCAAGAAGAAGGAAGAAGAGCAGGCCGCUGCUAUCCCCGACAAAUUCCUCGAGGAGGAACACCGCGCAACAGGUGGAGUCAAACGACAAGUGUACUGGCGCUACAUCAAAGCUGGAACUCUCCACUGGUGGUCAAUUUCAAUUAUUGUCAUGGCUGCUUUCCGCGUGCUCGAUGUCGUACUUACUUGGUUUCUUAAGAGCUGGGGAGAAGGCUACGAGGAAGUCCAGGCCGAAGGGCUGUUUGACUCGCUACCCCCUCCAUAUAAGAACGCCGUGCCAUGGCUUGAACUGUUCUUUGCUUUCUCCGUCGGAUCAUCUAUUCUUUUCUGGCUUACAAAUCUCAUCAUGUUUGGUGUAGGAUACCAUGCUGCGAAGACCAUCUUUAAAGAAGCCUUGGAUCGCGUUGCCCAUGCUACCUUCCGAUUUUACGACGUCACGCCGGUCGGUCGAUUGAUGAACCGACUGACAUCCGACAUGAACACCGUCGACGGAGCUCUGAGCGAGAUGUUCACUUAUUUCGUCUGGGGCCUAGUUGGGUGGCUAUCGUGCAUCAUUGUCUUCUUCACGUCAACGCCGGGUUUCGUUGCAUUUGCCGCGAUUCUGUGUAGCGGAUUCAUCUAUCAUUUCCUUCGUUUCUUGCCAGUGUCCCAAAGCCUGAGACGUCUAGAGAUGGUGUCUCUGUCACCAUUGAUGUCCAACUUUGGCGCGCUCGUCGAAGGCCUCACAACAGUACGAGCCUUCUCAGCCCAGCCUACGUUCCUCGCGUCAGUUAUCGGAGUUGUCGAUAAUUUUCAAAAGAACGAUCACUUCUACUGGUCACUACAAUCGUGGCUAAGCUUCCGGUUUUCUCUCCUCUCCGCAUCAUCAACCCUCGUCAUGACCCUAAUCGCCGUCUACACGAACAUAAGCCCAGGCCUCACAGCCUUCGUCCUCGUCACUGCGAGCAAAUUCGUCCUAUUCACAGACUACAUGUGCCGCGUGUACGGUAUGCUCGAGAUGGACUUCACAUCCGUCGAGCGAGUCGUCGAACUCCUCGACCUCGAAGAGGAGACAAAAGGCGUCGUCGAGCCCCCGGCCUUCUGGCCCACAUACACCGGGGACAUCGUCUUCGACGACGUCACAAUCCGCUACGCCGCGAACCUCGAUCCCGCGCUGCUGAACAUCUCGCUUCGCAUCCCAGCUGGGUCGAACACCGCUGUGAUAGGACGCACUGGCAGCGGCAAGAGCACGCUCGCGAUCGCACUACUAGCAACCGUCGUCCCUGAAGGCGGGACGAUCACCAUCGACGGCGUCGACAUCGCGACUGUGGACCGUCAGGCUCUAAGGAGCCGCGUGACGUUCCUCGCCCAGGAGCCCGUCCUCUUCCCCGGCAGCAUGCGCAAGAACCUCGACCCGCUCGACGAGUACUCCGACGCGGCGUGCGAAUCCGUGCUCGCGAAGAUCGCGGGGAACCACGAGUGGACGCUGUCGACGAGUAUUGAAGGGGGCGGGAAGGGGCUUUCUCAGGGACAGAGGCAGCUCGUGGGGCUGGCGAGGGCGAUGCUGAGGCGCUCGCCGGUGCUGAUCAUGGAUGAGGCGACGGCGAGUAUUGAUUUCGAGACGGCGCAGCGCAUUCAGAGUGUGUUGAGGGAUGAGAUGAGGGAGAGUACGGUGAUUACGAUUGCGCAUAGGCUUGAGGCGGUCAAGAAUGCGGAUUAUUGCGUUGUGCUUGGGAAAGGCAAGUUGGUCAAGGCGGGUAAGGCGAGCGACAUGUUGAAGGACGGCGGUGAGUUCGCGGGAAUGCUGGCUUGA
This is a messenger RNA of Aaosphaeria arxii CBS 175.79, 4176 nucleotides long. RefSeq names its product ABC bile acid transporter-like protein. The record is from RefSeq and is a predicted model, not a curated record. Gene Ontology annotation, molecular function: ABC-type peptide transporter activity; ATP hydrolysis activity; ATP binding. The transcript is spliced from 4 exons. The coding region runs from base 25 to 4176 and encodes 1383 amino acids. Gene Ontology annotation, cellular component: membrane; fungal-type vacuole. Gene Ontology annotation, biological process: transmembrane transport. NCBI's taxonomy places the organism in Eukaryota, Fungi, Ascomycota, Dothideomycetes, Pleosporales.